AUGCCACCAUUGUCCCCACAGCUCUCAGGGCAGCAGCAGAGUACACAGCCUCAGCAGACGCCUCAGUCACUUGGACCGUCGCGUCCGGAGGCACCAGACUCUCAGACAUCCGGUCAGAGCCAGGGCGGACAAGCACAGGCUCCCCAGGCCCAGGCUCCCCAGGCGCAGGCUCAGGCUUGGCAUCGACCCUGGGAGACCUCGCGGGAUCGCUCAAGCUUUGCGAUUGGCUUUUCCACUUCCUUAGUGAACGAUGUCUUCAUGGAGCUCUCCCGAACCUUCCUGCUUGCUUUGCGUCUGGGCAUUGCGGAAAAUCCGCCGGCGCACAGCUCUGAAGCGACUGUUCGCCCAUCCGAUCUUUAUUUCCUCCAUGUGAUCAUGCGCAGAUGCCACGAUGGCUUGUCUAAAGUCGUAGGACUUUUGUCGGCAGAACAGCGAGGGCUUUUGCAGCAGCUCAUCUGGCUGUCUACGGCGCAAGUUGUGAUGCUGCUGUUGAUGGUUCACAUCGCCUUUGUUUGUCCGUAUACACAGAUUGACUCCUCGUUGAGGUUGUCGCGCUUUGUAGCACUGGAGGGCGGAUGGGGGUCCUUCCGCUGCUACAGCAACAUUGAGAAUUUGACGGCUCAUGCCGCUGCGUCACCGACCAUUGUUCGUGUCGAGCUGCUAGACACUUGGUGGGCGCGGCCACCGCCUGUAGCGCCCGCAUCCACUUUCUCCGAGACGCUUCAAGAAUUCGACAACAAAACUCUCAGUCAGGAAGCUGUCAAGCCGCCCUUGCUUGAGACAGGGGCAGGUUCAAAGAACGACACAGAGGAUGGAAGCGACAUUUUAGCAAACGUUCUGCGCCGUUUGUCUGCCCUCGCCUAUGUCGGCUACGAUGCUGCGUUUCCCAGGCCAACGUACGAGGUGACUUUAGGGGCCACUGCCCCAUGGCUGGACAUAGAAUCGACGGCAUUUAGAGAUCUCGGUGUGCGAACGAAACAUGUCAAGAUCUCAGUUGAGGAUCCCAAGUAUUUCGGUAUCUACUUGGCCAGAACUCUUCUGUCCAGUCUUGGCCUGCACGACAUAUACAUGCUGCAUGCUCUCCCACGGCACUUCCUAACGGACUCCGAUGGUCGAAUUUGUGGUACAGACUUCCGGCCUUCCCUGCAUAUUCGCACUGUGACUUCAAAACGCGGCAUAUCUCUGGAACCGGUUGAAUCCAGAAUUGCUGCCGGCCAGAAAGGCAGGGUCCUUGGGACGGUCGUUUCCAAUUUGGCCAGCAGCAUGCUCUUUCUUGGUGCGGCGAUCAUGGCGGCAGUUCUCUUUAGCGCAUUCUUGCGGAGGCUCCUGGUGUUAUCCUGCCGAAUGUACAUUUACAACAUGCUCUGCUUGCGACAGAUGCGGCACUUCGCUUUCAUUGCCGAGCAGAUGCGACGGGUGAACCGAGCUCCAUCGACGGUCCUUAUUGAACUUUGGAUCGCCUGGGCAGCCUCCGCAGGAAUCAUGCUCUGGAUCUUGAUCGAGGCGCUGCAGAGGUCCUUUGUCUGGUUCCUAUGGAUUCUCUGCUACGCUCUUGCAGAGUUUUGGGGUCUGGCCCAUGUGAGAACCAAGCAAAGCCGAUGGCUUUAUCCGCGAAGUCUCCUCUUGCUCCAUGCGGGUGCAGCAUUGUAUGCGUACUGGUGGCCUCGAGGUCCGUUGUGGCUGCUUCUUGCCAGCCUUUUCUGGGCUCACGCGUCUAUUAUGUUCACAUUGAUCAGUGAUUUGGACUGUUGCUUCGCACUCCCUUCCGAGCCGCCGAACGAGGUCCUGGCUGCCUCACUGCUGCUGCCAGCAAUGCCACUGUCUCGCUCUGAGGUCUCGAAGCAAAUCCAUCCUGGCCCUGACCGCGACGACACACUCUCCGUCUCCGAGACGGGCAGCCCGGGCAGUUCUGAAGCAAACGUAGAGUGA
Messenger RNA from Symbiodinium sp. CCMP2456, 1929 nucleotides. NCBI's taxonomy places the organism in Eukaryota, Dinophyceae, Suessiales, Symbiodiniaceae. The record is from the annotation of a GenBank genome assembly.